This is a messenger RNA of Megachile rotundata (alfalfa leafcutting bee), 14193 nucleotides long. RefSeq lists its product as uncharacterized. Gene Ontology annotation, molecular function: histone binding. Lineage: Eukaryota; Metazoa; Arthropoda; Insecta; Hymenoptera; Megachilidae. The record is from RefSeq and is a predicted model, not a curated record. Gene Ontology annotation, biological process: negative regulation of DNA-templated transcription. Gene Ontology annotation, cellular component: RSF complex.
AAGGAGUCUCGUAUCUACAUUGCAUAUAGGUAUACGCUCGCUCGUGUUUCUGGUUCUCGCGAUCGAUCGCAGUAGUCGCAGAAUCUCUGCCUGUCGUGGAACGUCGGCAUGUUUAUUGUGUUUGAUGUAUAGUGUAGGAGGCCACGUAAAGCCUUCUAUACAUAAACAGUAUGAAAAUCGUAAUGAGUGUGUGUUCAUUAAUUAACGUUUGUCGUUAUGAUUCCUAACAUUCGCGAGUGUUCACGGGAACGGUAUAAAAACAUCUUCUAAAAAAAGAACAAUAGUUGCAUAUAUUUACACGACGGUAAAAUAUGUACCUACCACUGUGAACACAGUGCAGAAAAGUUCUCUCAAAGAAUAUCCUCAUAAACGCGGCUUAACGCCCGGUAGAUGCAUAGGUGGCCACGCUACAAGUUGAGAACCCUCCAAAUGUUUCGUAGCCCGAACCCGAAGGCGAUGUCCAGUGCGCUGCGCUACAAAGAAGGGGGCUGUUUUCAUCGUUGUCGCGGUGGUGCUUAUUGUCUCUGUCCGAUCGAUAUACCCAUCGAAUCGAUGUUAACGAUUCGCGUCGAUACGGAAUCGACGGAUUACGAGUAACGUGUCCGCUGGAAAAGGCGAGAUUACCCUGCGAUUACGUGCAUCGUUAUUAUUGCGCUCGAAGGUGCGCGCGCGCGCGCGCGCGUGCACACACAUUGUACAUAUACACAGCUCGAGAGGCGCAACGAUCUUCGCCUGUGUUAGUGUGGUAAGCACGGUGAUAUGUGCAAAAGUGCAAAGUGAACGAACAAGCGUAUAAAAUAAUAUUCUCUUUCAUGGAUUGUUCGAACAAAAGUGAUACAGAGUAUAUGUUGAAUCGACAAUAGUGUGUUUUCGUUGUCUCUCGGACGCGCGUGUUCGUUGUGGUUUUGUGACGCGGGUGUGGGUAGCAGGUAGAGCAUCAAGGUAACGAAAAACAGUGAAGCGGGAAACGAGGUACGAACUUCUUGGAGCUCCAACUUUUUCGAACGUUUAAGUUUGAGGGUGCGUUCGGCGGUGACGAUCGAAACUAAUUCGACGAAAAUGCGAUACGAGUUGUUAGGUCGCCUAGCGUAGUAUAUCGCGUAGCGGCGACGGGCCCAGAGAGAAGCGGCGGAAAAAUGGCGUCCGAUAACGAAGCCUCUUGCGCGAGUGACCCAAAUUUCGCGGUAAUUUGCUCGUUCCUCGAGUGCUUCGGCAAGUCCUGCGGCAUCGUUUAUCCUGAUAUCGCGCGCCUUCAAGAGAUGCUCGAGAACACGCAGGAGGUACCUCAACAAUUAGUAGACCUACACAUCAAAUUGUUGCGUAAGACCCGUAAAACUGUAUCACCAGAAAAGUGGGAACGAGCACUGGUUAAAUUCUGCCACUCAUACUCCAAUCAAGAUGGAUGGGAACUUGAACGUUUUGGUUAUAAGAAAGCUCGUAUUGCUGUCAAGCUACGUCUACUUAAAGUUCUUCUAGAAACACAAUUUGACUUAAAUCAAAAAUUUAAAAAUGAAGUGAAUAAAUUAGCGGCAAAUGAAUUACGCGUGGAACCUCUAGGAAGAGAUAAAUCUGGUUUAGCAUAUUGGUGUCAGCUGGACGAUGAGUGCAAUAUAAGGGUUUAUAGAGAAGAUUUAGAUGAAGAAAACUGGGAACUGGUAGCUAAAGAUCGGGAUGGUGUUGUUGAUUUAAUAAACACUUUAACAAAUGGGGAAGUUGGUGCUAUUCCAAUUAAUGAGGAUAGUAAUAGUUUAGAAAUCUCUGAGAAACCUAUUAUUGAUACAGGACAAAUUACAACAUCACCAAGUUUGGAAGAUGAAGUUGUACAAGAAAAUGGUAUUCACACUGAAGAUUUGUGUGACAAAGAAUUAGAUAAGCAUGGGGGUGAAGAUUUUGAAGAUGAACAGGAACAAGAACAAGAUGAUUUUAAUGAAGAUGAUAAUAUUGAAGAUGACAUGGAAGGAGAUGAUGAUGUAUCAAAUGACGAAAGUUCUAAACAAAAUACAGAAGAAGAUGAUUCCCAAGAAACAAUACAAAAUGAGGAGUCAGAAUCAAAUUCUAUGAAGGCACUUCCUUUAAUGUCAGCAUCUUCAAAAACAUUAAAUGGCAAGGUUGAUGCACUGUCAGAAAAUGAAACAUUUACAUCUAGCAAAAAGAAAACAGAUACAGUUCCAGAAACAUCAGUUUCUGCUAUUGUAUCUGAUCCUAAAUCCAUAGAAACACCCAAGUCUAAAGAACAUACUGAGGUAAAUAAUGUAAAAAUUAAUUCUGAAGAAUCAGUGCCUCUUAAAUCGAUUGAAACAUCCGUUAUUACGUCUCCUCUUAAGCUAGUAAAUGUUUCUGAAUUGAAACAAAUACACGAAGAAAAAGUGGUAACUGGAAUAACCGCAUUGAACAUCACAAAAAAGCACGAAGAAUCGAUGGAUCAAACGCUGAAACCAUUGGACAAAUUACCUAGUAAAAAUAAUUUUUCUUUUCCAUCUGCAGAAUUGCAACCAGUUCAUAAACUGUCCGUUAAGCCGAUAGAUCAAUUGGCUGCAAAUCUUGUGCGAAUACAAUCAGAAAAACUUGAAAAACCAAUGGGAACAAAAUCAUUAGAGAAAAUAGCAAAAAAUCUUGCUAGAUCAGGUAGUAUCGUGGGAAAUUCGACAAACGAAGACGAUGAUAGAUUACCUCAAGAUUUCUGUGCAAGAAAUCAAAUGGAAAAGGCCAAUGCGCUCAAGGAGCAUAGGGGUAUGGAUCUAUCUACAUCACCCAGAGGCUGGGAAAGUACUAACGAACAAAAGAAGCCGAUGGAUUUCUCUGGAAUUGAUUUAUCUAGUCGAAAAUUUAACAAACCUAUUGACAUACUUUCGUCUGGCUACAGAACACAAGAUUUUCAGCAUAGAGAAAUGGAUCUUAGCACGAAGAAAUUAAAUAAACCAGAAGUCACAAACUUACCAUAUGAUGCCCGGGCUGUGAUGAUGCGUAAUCAUGCAAUGGUAGCUGAUUUAAGUAAAAGACAAUUGUCAUUUCCGAGUUAUGACAUGUCAUCUGCACCAUAUCAUAAUGCUGCAAGAAUACCUAAUAAAGAAGAUCACAGAUUACCUAAUUACACAAUACUUCCUGACCCAAGCAAAAUGACUGCUUUAAGAAUGAACACAACACCGGUGAAACGCACGUUAGAAGGAGAUGACCUUCAGUACGACAUGUUAAAGAGAAUAAGGGCAGAUGUGAUACCGAUUCGAGGAUCCAUCGACAAAAGGCCAAUGAUGAGUACUAAUUGGAGAGACGAAAUUGGCGAAGCCAUCGAGGAACCGGUGAUGAUGAUUCAAGGCGAAGGAUCUGGCAGCGAUUGCGAUGCUGUGAAUCCUGGUCUUGGAGAAGCUGUAGAAGAACCCAUAAUUUUUUUUUAUGGGGAAGGUUCCGGAGAGGAGUGUCAAACAGGAAAUCCUGGAGACAGUACAUCAGCUGACAAUAAAGAAAGCAAUGAAUCAAAAAAUGAAGUUGAUUCUGCUACUUCAUCUUUAUCGACAAAUAAAAGUUUCAGCGAAGGUAGCCUUAUAAAUGAAGUAUCUGCCGAAUCAUUAGUAAAGAGUAAAGGUUCCGUACAAGAAAAGCCAAAAUUUAAGCCGACAUUAGGUAUUCAGAUAAUACCGAAAAAUUCGAGUAGUUCCGUCAAAAGGCUAUCGAGAUGGGAUGUCGGAAAACCAGAAGAGAAACCAGAAUGCGACAGCAGCAUCAUAUCAAACAAAGAAGACAUAUCACAAAAAAGAAACAAAAUUGAAUGUGAAGAUUCUUCUAGUAAAAAUCAAGAUAUUAAAAUAGAUGGAAAUACUAUAAAUACCGAAGACGUAACAUCACAGCAAAGCAAUCUGAAAUCAGAAAACCUUCAGGAAGACGUGGGAGAAAGUUCUACGAAACAGAAACAAAGUCCUGUGGAUCACGACUCCGUGCAAUGUGAUUCCUCUAUAUCAUCGUGUCAGGCAGAUACUUCAGAAACGUUUGAAUCUUGUACAGAGACUACAACUCAUUCAUUGAAUGAUAAACCAAUUGUACAAAAUGUUUGUGACACAGAUAGUACAACUUUACAAGAGACAGUUACUUCAGAAAAAGUGGACAAUGAAUGUAAACCAUUAACUUCGUCGCCACCGAGAUUUUUUUUUGGUCCCAAUUGUAUUUCAUACACUUCAAAGUCAGAAAUGUUUGAGUCGCAAUCCGACCACACAGUUUCAACAAGUAUAGAAUCUAAAUCAGAUACGUUGCAGUACGAAUGUGUAUCUUCUUCCAAAUCUGCAGAAGAUAUGGUUACCUCGUACAGAACAGAAGAUUUUGACGUGACUCAGACAAAUAACAACUCAUUAAAAGUCAAUUUGUACACGCGCAAAGCUACCAAUCCACUUUGUGAAGACGAUAAUAAAAAUAAAUUAGAGGAAAUUGAAGGAGCAACUAAUUCCUGGGAACCAACUGUUUCUUCAAAAUAUUCUUUGGAGCAAUCUUGUGAAUCGCUAGAGACCGAAACGAAUGUAAUUACAUCAGAAUCAAAAGCGGACAUUGACGAAAAUUUAACGUCUUGCACCGCUGACGUACAAGAUUCUAUUUCCAGUACUGAAACUGCAACAAAGGAGUACACGAAAUCUGAAGAAACAGAAGCAUUAGAUACAAUUUCACAACCACACAGUACUAAUGAUUUAAUUAAAAGGGAUGCAGAUAUGAAGCUGGAAAGUGCAGUUAUAACACCGUCAGAAAUUCAGGUCAAUUUACCCAUUGAGUCAACACCGUGUACAACAUUAAAACAAGAAUGCAGUACAUUUGAAGAACAAAAUAAGGAAUCUGAAAGUGAUACGAUAAAACAUACAAACAUCUCGGUUCCUUGUUCCGAAGCUGAAGCUUAUUGUAAAUCUCCUGAAGUAUCGUCAUUUAAGGAAAGUGAAAUGGAAGUUGAUUCAGUAUCUCCUAAAAGCUCAUGUUCAUCGUCUGGUACACAGAAUUUGCAGAAGAAUAAUUUUACUGAAUCAGACCAUGCAAGUGAAACAGAAUGUUCUGUCGAUCAAGAAGCAAACAAUUCAGUAGGAGAAGAGAUAGAAUACGUUUCACAAAAAGUACCAUUUGAUCCUUCCAUUACAAGCUGUAAAGAAAAUAAUGAAAGCGAUGUUGAUCCAGUAUGUCAAAAUCAAAAGGAACCGUUAAUAGAAUCUGAUAAUAAAAAUACAAAGAAUCUGGUAGGUGCUGAUGCUGAAUCGCUGCACGUUAAUUGUAAUGAAAACAGUGAAGAAGUCAAUAUACAAAAUGAAGUUUCAGAAGAUUCUGAAAUAAGAAAAGAGAAAAUAUCCACUGACCCAUUUAUCAAAAACUCUGUGCCUGAUGUUAACACAAAAUUAGAUUCCAUUGACAAUUCUACUGUUAGCAGUUCUGAAUCUGUUGAAAAAUGUAACAAAGAUACGUUAGUUCCUACAAUAAGUAGUUCAGAUGAUUCCUGCAUUCGACAAGACGUUUUAUCGCACGAUAGUGUUGAAUUAAGUUUUGAAAAAUCAUCCGUGAAAGAUGACUGUCCUACUUAUGAUAUAUUACCAGAAACAGUACCUGACACAAAUAUUUCUAAUUCAUCCAAAUCUAAUAUAGUUGACUCUACGAAAGAAUCUAAUGCGGUCCAAACUGCAAUAUUGGUCGAACAAAGUUCCUGUACUGAUCAAGAUUUGAAUAAGGAUGUAAUUAUUGAUUAUAAGUCAUUGAAAGAUAACCAGCCUUCUAAAUCGUAUGAAGAAAAAGCAUGUUUAAAUGAAACAUCAUCUAAUGAGAAUGAUGCUUCAAAAUUACAAUCACAAUCUGCAGAAACUAUUAGUUGUGAGAAAGAAAAAACAGAGGCAGUUAAUUUUGUAGAUAGUCAACAAGAAACUAAUGUUACAAUUGAACCUACAACUUCAGAAAAUUAUACACCUGGACAGGAUAAAGAGGAUAACACGAGUCAGCAUGAAGACACUACAAAAUGUAUUCAAGAUAAGAAUGAAGAGAAUCAAAAGCAAACAAUAGUUAGUAGCGAUUUAGAGAGCAAUUCGAAGGUAGAAAGUAAUGAUACCGAAUCAGAAAUUGAGCAAGAAAAGUGCACGGAGACAAAGCCUGUCGAUUCACAAGAACAUAAAAUUAAGCCAUGCUUAGUUGCAAAUUAUGAAAGUAGUGAUUCCAAUGAUAGUAAUGAUGCUUUUGAAACAUUAGAGUCGGCUGAAAACAGGAGCAACUUCUCCAGUAAUUCAGAAGAAACAAUGACCGAUACUGAACAAAAUGAAAAGAAAAAUGAAGAAAGACUGAGUACAAAAAAUAAGGUAUUAUCUAACGAAGUGCAAGAUGUACCCACUGAGAAGCAGACAGAAUCGACACUACAUAGCAUUGAAAGUAUAAUGGAAAAAACAGAACAAAAACAGGAGAAGAUAACAAACGAAGAAAUACCUAAAGAAGAGCAUGAUUUUGUUCAGCAUGACUUCAGUGAAAAAAUAUCUGUGGAUAAAGAGGAACACGUUGACUCUGAGGAAAAUAAUGUAAAAUUGGCAGAAAAAGAAGCAUUAGUUUCUUCUGAAAUAAAUCCAAUGAACAAAGAAUUCAUAAACUUGGGAUUAAAUAAAGCAAACAAUUUAGUAAAUAUAGUAAAAGAAGGAGAAAAGGAAAGUGCAGAUAAAGUUUCAGAAAAAGUGGUGGACAUAGUUCCUGUGGAAAAAAGUGAUUGUAAAAUAGAUUCAAUGAAUGAGAUUGUAAUUUCUAAACAAACGAAAGACGGUGUUAAGCUUGAUAAUGAAGUAAUUCCUGAAGAUUUAAAAGCAGAACCAUCAAAGUCCAUACAAGAAAAAUUGCUAAGCUUAGAUAAUGAUGUUAAAUUUGUCAAAAAUGAAGAAGUAAGACAUGUUACAGAAGAACUUCUAAUCACUGAAACUAGCAACAAACCCAAGAAAUCCUUUGAACAUGGUGAUAGAGAAAAGAAAUUUGAUACAAACUUGCAGGAAGAGAAAAGUUUGAAUAAAGAAGAAAGUAACAUGUUCAUGCACUUAGUAUCAAGCAACUUACCACUAAAAAGUGACAGUAUAACUGUAAAUGUAGAGAAAACAGAAAUUCAUAAAAAUAAUAUUUCAAUAGCAUCAGAGAAUUUCAAACCUGUGGAUAGCUUGCAAUUUGUAAAUUGUAUAUCUGAAAAAUCAGAAAAUAUUACAGAUAAUCAUGAGAAUCAUAAAGAACCACUUCACAUUACAAAUAAAGCAAUAGAAUCUCUUUCUGAAAAUACUGUAUCAAGUAAAAGUGAUAGUUCAGCAAAUAGUGGACAAGAAGCAACACUGGAACCAGUAAAUGUAACAAAUGAUUGUAAAAAAGAAGCUAGUAAAAGAGUCAGUGAUGUUUCCGAUACUCAAGAUGUUCCUCCACUGAAAUCUAAACCUCCAUGUAUAGAAUCCAACGAACAGAUACUAGAAGAUUUAGCAAAUUCCAAAGUACAAUCAGAUAAAAAUUUGGAUAAUGUUAAACAAACAGAAGUGGCAAAUGAAACUGAGACAAAGGACAACCCAAUAUCAAAUAGUACUGCACCAACGAAAGACGAGGGUCACGCAGUAGCUAAUGUGCUAAAUAAUAUAUUGACUCAAGUAGAACGCAAAAAUACUGAAAUCAACGAAAAGAAAGCAAGUUCAGAAAUUCAAAGCGUUGAGAUAAAAACGGUUUCUCUGAUAUCCGAUGAUUCCAUGGACGCGGACAAUAAUUUAUUUGGCUUAGCUUCUGAAGAGAUGGAUCCUCUAGCUUGCACCGACGACGAAGGUUCAAAAAAGGCAGACAACAAUGAACAAAUUAACACCACCCCACCUAAAAUAUCCUUACGAGUUAAACCUGUGUCUGAAUUAAUUUAUGGUGGAUGGAAGUUAGAUUCCACUGAACCUUCCUCUAAAAUAUCUCGCAAACGACGCAACAGCACCCACGAAUCGAACCCAGAUGACACAGCAGUGAAACCAAACGAAGAAUCUAUGGGAGGGAAAAGAAUGAGACUUCGUGCAAGACGUAUGGUUGACAAACAGUUACGGAAAUCUAUAGAAGAAAGUCGUGUUGUAACCAUAAGUUCAGACGACGAGGCUGUAAAGAGUCCUAAAAAACAGAAACCAAAAGAAGUUAAAGAUGCCAGCGACGAUCAGGCUGCUACUAAUUUGACCACAACUGAUAGGAAAGGCAGAGGACGCCCUCCCAGAGGAAGACGAAGACGCGGUGUGAAAGGAAACAAUCGUUCCAAUCGGGCGAAAAAUCCUGAAUUUCAGGGUAAUCAGGUUUCUGAUGUGUCGCCUGAGAUUCAGAUCGAUGAAACGCCUGAGGUUCAAAUCGAGGAGUCGUCUGAGGUUCAGGUUGAUGAAACUCCGGAGGUUCGAGUCGAUGAAACUCAUGAGGGCCAAACGGAUGAAACACCUGAAGUUCAGAUCGAGGAAACUCCGGAGGUCCAGAUCGAUGAAAGCCAAACUAAUACUGAUCCUUUGAAUAUGACACCGGUUUCACAAAAGAAGAGAAAGAAAAGAAAAAUGGUUUUGGGUCUUGAAGUGGGAAGAGAUAUUGAGCCUGAACCAGAAUCAGGAGUAAUACAAGACGAAACGCCUGUAAGACAAUCUAGAAGAAUAGCGCAAUUGAAAAUUAAAGAAGCGCAGCUGAAGUUGGAAGAAGUACCCUUAAGCGAAAGGAAGGACGGUAAAGAGAAGAAAGAGAAGAAGGAGAAAAAAGAUUCUGUAGAAAAGAAAAAACGAAAGAAGCAAAAGCCUGAAAGCGAAGAAGAAAGUGUAGUUAAAGAGAUAGAGAAAGAAAAGAAGUCUAAGAAAAAACGUAGGAAAAGAAAAAAGAAAAAUAUGUUGACUAAAUUUAAUGAAUCAAAUCCAUGGCAGAGUUCUUCGGGUUCGAGUAGCGACGAAGAAAAUGAAAACGAGGAAGAGGAGGAAGAAGAAGAGGAUAUAGAGAGUGAAGGAUCGCUACUUUUCAAGAGUGAUCAUGAAUUUUCACCGGAAAGUGAUCUUGAGAAGGAUCAAGAAGCUGAGCCAUUGAGAAGAGCUAGAACUGCACAGAAAGCUCAAAGCGACGUGGAAGAAGCGGACGAUGAGUACGCUUGCCAAAAAUGCGGCAAAGCGGAUCAUCCAGAGUGGAUACUUUUGUGCGAUUCGUGUGAUAAAGGCUGGCAUUGUUCUUGCCUCAGACCAGCCCUUAUGCUAAUACCUGAGGGUGAUUGGUUCUGUCCUCCGUGUCAACACAAUUUACUAGUUGUUAAAUUACGAGAAAAUUUGAAAACGUACGAUCAGUUAACGAAGAGACACGAAAACGAAGUUUUAAGAAAGAAGAGAUUAGCAUUUGUCGGUAUAAGUUUGGAUAAUGUUCUCCACAAAAAUGAACCGCGUCAUCAAAAAGAAUCGAAAACGUCUAGCCAGGAAUCGGAUAAUGAAUCUACGACUUCUUCGUCUACUUCGAGUACAGAAACAUCUAGCAGCGAAGAAAGUGAACCCGUAUACCAAUUACGUGAAAGGCGAUGCGCUAACAGAUACAAAUUCAACGACUACGAUGCCAUGAUUAAUGCCGCUAUCCAAGACGAGGUAGAAGCGGUUCAAGGAGCCGGAAAUCAAGGUAGAGGAAAAGACAUCGCGACUAUAGUUAACGCAAAGAAAGAAGAAGCAGAGAACGAAAUAUUAAACAUGGACGAAAUGCCUGCAAACAAAGAAGACAUCGAAAGAAAGUCAGAAAAAGAUAGCGACGAAGAAUUUAAAAUCGAUGCAGAGGAUGGUCUUGACGAGGAAGAGGAGGAGCAGCACCAAGAAUCGCAGCAACAUAAAGGAGCAGUAAAGAAAUUCUUGUCGCGUAAAAAACACCGUAAAUUAAAUAGUCUCGAUAUAAGUAGCGAAGACGAUCCAGAAAGCGACGAAGACUUUAAAGGCACCAGUUCUGAAGAGGAAGAAGAUUUCGAUGAUCAUAUGACGUCUUCCGAUGACAGCUCUUUCGCCGAUGUAAGACGGCGAAAUAGAAGAGGAGAUUCACGAUCAGUACGGAGAAGCACGAGGGUCAGAACUACGCGCUUUGAUGAAGACUUUAUAAAUGACGACAGCGAAGAAAGCGAUAGACCGAAAAGAAAGAAAUCUCGAUCUAUAUGGGACUCGGAAAACGAGGAUAGCGAUAACUCAUGGCGACAAAGGAGGAAAAAAAGUAGAACCAUAUCGACGUCUAGAUAUAAAUCGUCGUCAAAAACGAAAAGUAGGAAGAAAAAAAAGAGAAAACGUAUCAUUGAAUCUGAUAAUCAAAGCGACAACGAAGAAUCGAACGAUGAGCAGAAAAUCGAGACUCCCAGCGAAGUACAACCGGAGGUAGAAAAUAAUGAAUCCGAAACGGUUGAUACGCUGAAUGUAAAACUUGACAACGAAACUGAAAAUAACGAGAACAAGGAUGUUAAUGAGAUAAAAGAUGACAAGCUGCAAGAAAUAAAGGCAGAUGUAGCUGAUAUGUCUACCGAUCUAUCGUUACAAGAACCACUUCCACAAAAAAAGAAGAAAGAGAAGGUAAAAAAGACUCCAAUUCGAAGAAAGAUUAUAUAUGGUGGCCUUCCAGAUGAAAAUAAGCCGGAAGAAGAAGAAACAUUAGGUAGGCGAACUCGAGGAAGGAAAAUGAACUACCAGGAAGAAAUAGCGUCGGAUAGUGAAGAGGAAUUAAAAAAGGCGUUAAGGAGAACCGGAGAGAGCGAAGACGAGUUCGUGAUGAACGACGGCGAAGACGUAAUCGAGGACGCUGAAAAAGAUUCAGAUUCAGGUGAUAUUUAUAAUCCAAAAAAGGAUGGCCACAAGGUGAAAAACAAAUCACCGAAAAGUAGAAAACCGAGGAAGAGCAAAAGUCCCGGAGUCAAAAGAAAAAUGAUGAGCGACGGUACACCGAAACAGAGAAAAAAACCUGGUCCAAAGCCCGGAAGUAAAAGUAAUAGAUCGCGCAAACAAAAUUUUUUAAUGGGUUCCUUGAUUCAGAGGAAAGACGAUCAAGACGACGACAAGGAUAUCAUGGCUAACAUUGACAAUCCUAUGGGAGAGAUAGACUCAAAGAUCGACGACAAUCUUUCAGAAAACGUAGGUUUAACCGGUACUGCCAUGUCGGUAGCAGGUUCCUUCACCGGAGAUGUUCCAGAAGGUUCUCUAACGGGGCUUGGACCGGGUGAAUUGGCGGAUCUGGACGAUGAACAAUUAGAACAAAUGAUGAUGGAAGACGAGGAAUACGGUAGGCGACAGUUGGAACUCGCCGCCAUCGAGAUAGCGAAAAAGAAGAAGAAAGAGGAGCGAGAAGCUAAGAAAAUGGAGAAAGCACGGUUGAAAGCGUUAGAAAUACUGGCAGCUGAAAGGCAACGAGAUCCAAACGCACCGGAGGGAACCGACGGUGAGGUACCAAAGAAAAAGAAAAGAGGUCGUCGCAGCAAGGCCGAAAUCCUCGCGGAACAAAUGCGCAGAGACGGGGCUCCAGAUUUGAACGCCACCGGUUUACCUAGCACCGUGCCACAUACCAAUAUAUCACCUAAUCUCAGCAUUAACCCCACGAUCAUGACGCCCGAUGCGGACAGACCGAGCGAAGGACCUAUCCCCGUGAUGACAGGACCAGAUGGGCAACUGUUUAAUCCCGACGGGUCACCGUUAAAGCCUAAACGAAGAGGACGCGGCAAAGGUAAAAAGACUUUGGCAUUAGAAGCGGCUAGGGCCGCAGAAGCAGCGGCGAAAGCCGCUGUUGAAGUCGGUCUACUUAGCAUGGGAACUGACUCGAAUCCGGAGAUAAAACCUGGUGAAAUUCCGAAUAUACUUCCUACACCAGGUAGUAGCACCUCUGGUUCGGCUCCGUCCACACCACCUGCUGGCGUCGUAACAACACAAGGACCACCUGCCUCGCAAACCCCGACCACACAGCCUGUUUAUCCAUCAUUACCACCCAAUCAACAGUCUUCCGUUAUCACCAGAAUGCUUCAAUCUCAACCUGUAUCGAGUAGUCCACAAUCGUUUUCUGCUGCAGCUGCAGCGAUGGGCCACAAAUAUUUCGGAGGACCAAACGCCGGAGGUGGUCAGAUAAUCGGCGGACCCAGGACGGGUUACGAGAUGCAGCCACGCGGAAGAAUCCCUUCGCCAUAUAGACAAGCAGGUCAAUCAUCAAUGCCGCCUCACUUCGCGGCUGUGCGAUCGGGAACCCCACCGAUGAGAAUGAGAGUACCCGGUCCACAGAUAUAUCAUACGCCGCAUCAUCCGAUGGAUCCGUCUCCUUCAGGUGGUGGCCCGAUAUCGAUCAACAAUCGAGAUCGCAGUUCUCCGCUUGGACCUGGGCCAGCGAUGAUUCCGCCGGCCGCUGGGAGUCCCCUAGCCAAAGGUGGUCCCACUCCUCCUCCGCCUCCACCCUACGUCAGGGGUGCUCCACCUUUGUCCAGAUUCACGGACAACCCGAUGGGUCCCAGGCAUCAAAUGCCACCCUUCACGAACGCAUCGCCGGUUAACCACAACCUGCAGCAACCAUCGCCGCCACCCAAUCGACCUCCCGGUAAUUUUUCACCGUAUCAUCCUCCACCUCCACCCAAUUACCACUACGGUGCGUACCCACCUCCUCCGCCGCUUUCCACGGCAGACGAUGCAGCCGCGUAUCAAGGCUCUCCGUAUCCCGCAGAUCAUUUUUCUUCCCCUGCGGAUAAUCAGCCACCCAUUCAAGCGCCACCGCCUCCUCAGCCACCGCCGCAGCAACAAGCGCAUCCGAACGACGCUGCUGCUGGAAAUAAACAGUACGACGAAGAGGGUUCCGGUGAAUUCGGUGGUUUAGUAUCUUACUUUAGUAGUCAGAGAGAAGAUGAUCUUGAUUCGUAGCAUGAGUGAGAUCUUGGCCAACCCUGAAUCAGUUAGGUAAAGUGCAUCGCGAUGCAUUUUCGACGCCCGAGGACGAGUGGCAACUUUUGCUCGAGAGGAAUCAGUACAAGAGAAACAUAAAAGAAUUUAGUAACGUGUAAUGUAACCGUAAAUAAAAGUAGAUAUAUAUUAUAUAAAUAUAUAUAUAUUAUAUAUAUAUUUGUCGGGGCAUUGGAAUGUGAAAUAAAUGAAAGAGAGUAUUCGCGUAACAUACGAUGAUAUACAUUUUAGCGUUAUUUUAUACUCGUACUGUAUUGUUUUAAAACGUAAGCGAGACGCGUAGAAUUAGAAUUGUCUUCCUCUUUGACCUCUUAAGCAAACAGUUGCUCUGAACUCCUUCGCUUUCGGGGAAAACAAAAAAGAAGAGGAACGCCGCCGAAAUCGAAUCCAAGGUUGGCCAAGUGAAAGAAAGGAAAGAAAGAAUAUAUAAUAUUAAUCGCUAACAAUGGAGCCUAUUUCCUAAGAGUUAUAAGCUUUUUGUAAUUAGUUCGAGUUUGUUUAAAUUUAUAUGAGAAAAAAGAAACGACCACUAGUAGCAACGUAAGAAUUGUUACGUUACGCCUAGAGGAAAGAUUACAACAAAGAUCUGACCAGAAUUUUAACUAAUUAUUCGUUAGUGAUUCAUAAAUGAAACAAAAAAUUUGGUGCACAGUUACUUCCAGAUCCGUCGUAGAUGUAUAGAUGUCCUUCUCCCGGAAUAAACAUUCGCUGUUGACAAAGUCGGUCUUAAUAGUUAAUCAGGAAACUUAUAUUAUAACAAAUUCGGACUAUGCGCCGUUGUUACAUGUAUAUAUGUAAAUAUAAUAAGUCUUUUAGAUUAUAUUAUAUGUAUUAUAUAUACACAGUCACGCAGAAUACUAUAAAAGUGAAUUAGUGCAAAGGGCACAAAUGUAAUAUUUAAAUUAAAAGAUGAAAAAAAACAAAAGGAACGGCAUCCGAUUAUAAUAAAUUAACAAAUGGUGUGAAGACUAUUACUAUAAUUAUUUAUAAAGAUAAAAGAAGGAUUAAGAAUUUAUAAUAAGUAGCAUAUUGUAUUUUACAAAUUUUACUUGGUAUAAUUAUAUUAAAAACGAAAACAUUUGGAUAUAAUUGUAUUAGAGAACAGGAGGCUGCUGAAUAGAGAAAAAGUUCGAUUCCGAAGAAAAGCGAGGAAAAAGGAAAUUUAACGAAAUUAUACGUGUAGAUAAAACUCCGAAAGUAAUUUUAUUUUUUCGAGAGAUUUUUAUUUUAUUGUGUCGGUGCAAUUUACGAAUACAUUUAGUUUUAUGUAACCGUGCACAUGCGUUCGUGUACAUGAUUUCUUUCAAUACAUGUGCAACCAUGUUAGGAA